AGAGAAUAUUAUUCCAAGUAUUAAAGGUUAUUAGAGAAACGAGAAAUGGCCCCGACAGAGUUGGUCUCAGUGGAAACCCCAAUAGUUGGAAAAGGUCCAUUUUACCCACCUGGGUUUUUGAAAAAGGUGGUGGCAGAGAUGAUAGCUACCUUUCUGCUGGUGUUUGUAACAUGUGGUUCAGCUGCUCUUUCAGCGAGUGAUGAACGCAAAGUCUCAAAGCUUGGAGCUUCCAUGACCGGAGGGCUUAUAGUGACGGUGAUGAUCUACGCAGUUGGGCACAUAUCUGGGGCACACAUGAACCCGGCCGUCACUCUAGCUUUUGCUGCCUUUAGACAUUUUCCAUGGAAACAGGUGCCAAUUUAUGCGGUAGCACAACUAACAGGAUCAAUAUCUGCCUCAUUUACUCUGUCUCUACUAUUGCACCCUAUUAAGCACGUGGGCACUACAUCACCUUCUGGAUCAGAGCUUCGAGCUGUAGUCACAGAGAUAAUCGUGACAUUUCUAAUUUCUAUGAUGUUCAUCACUUCAGCGGUCGCCACCGAUACUAAAGCUAUAGGAGAGCUAGCAGGUAUAGCCGUUGGGUCUGCGGUAUGCAUAACAUCCAUCUUUGCUGGACCAAUAUCAGGUGGAUCUAUGAAUCCAGCAAGGACAAUAGGACCAGCACUUGCUAGUUCAUAUUACAAUGGGAUUUGGAUCUACAUGGUAGGACCAGUGAUCGGAACACUACUAGGGGCAUGGGCUUACAGCUUCAUUCGGGUCAGUGACAAGCCGGUUCAGGCAAUACCACGGCGUUCACUUUCACACCAGCUUCGUCAAGUGAGCGAUGUUAAUGGUGGGCAGGCUGUUACCAGCUGCGAAGACCCUCUAGAUUUAGCUUGAAAUGUCCAUCUGUAUAUAUGCAGAAUAU
Messenger RNA from Rosa chinensis, 907 nucleotides. RefSeq names its product aquaporin NIP2-1-like. Gene Ontology annotation, molecular function: channel activity. Gene Ontology annotation, cellular component: membrane. The record is from RefSeq and is a predicted model, not a curated record. Lineage: Eukaryota; Viridiplantae; Streptophyta; Magnoliopsida; Rosales; Rosaceae. Gene Ontology annotation, biological process: transmembrane transport.